Molecule: messenger RNA, 1614 nt
Organism: Zygotorulaspora mrakii
Lineage: Eukaryota; Fungi; Ascomycota; Saccharomycetes; Saccharomycetales; Saccharomycetaceae
Gene: ANR2
Product: Anr2p
Exons: 1
Coding region: 1-1614 (537 amino acids)
Cellular component (GO): lipid droplet
Source: RefSeq, a predicted model, not a curated record
AUGAUGAGAGCCCAUCUCAAUCAGGGUAUCGUCAAUGCCCGUCGUUCCAGUAUCGGGUCUCACCUUUGCAAGGCAAGUCAGAAAGUGCCGAUAAGUUGUAUGUUUCUCAGCCAUUUUGAAAUGAAAAGGGGUAAUAUUGUCGUGUGGUCCAAGAAAUGGUCAGAUACGAAUUGCGAUGUCAACCUUCAAGAUAUUGAGCUGAAGUCGCUACCAUCCGGUAUACAUGAGGUUGCGGAUGAUGUUAUCAAUUUUGUUGUAUCGAAGUAUAAGGGCGGAGGGGAAGAUUACUACUAUGGGGUAGCCUAUUUUCAGCAAAAUGGCCAUACAAUGGCCGAAAAUUCCAAGAAUCUAGAUAGAAGUAAAGUAAAAAUGUAUUCACUCGGCGUGGUUGUUAAUCCCAACUAUAAAAGGAACGACACAUCAAAUAGUGGAUUUUAUGAGUGGAAACCUAAUCAAUUCACAAGCGCUAAUACUUAUGUAAGUGAUUUAGAAGAUUUGCUGGCGCACUGGUUUACGAAAGGAGAAUUUGAAAAUUUUGAGGUGUUUGAGAAAUAUUUUGAGGCCAACAGCUUAACCAAUAAUAUAACGGAAUUGGCAUCACCAGUUUUACAAAGAUCUGGCAAAGUUGCCCGUGAGUUUAUCACUCCAGGCAAACUAACGCUUGAUCCAGUUCUCGAGAAUCCCGGCAGGCGCCAAAUGCUAGAGUAUUUGCCAUACUGGAUAAAAAUUUUGGGACCUCUCGUCUUCACAUUAUAUAAAUCGUGUUUGUUAGGUGAAAGAAUUUUAAUUAUGAAUCCUCCCGGUGGAUCCUUUGAAAGUUGCAAUGCAUUGAAUUAUUGUUUAUCGAUUAUAUCACUUAUUCCUAAAGCAGUACGAGCGAGUAGACAGGAUGAUUAUUAUGUGCGACCAUUAUAUACCAUUGGAAUUUCUGACAUCGAGGGUAUGAUGUCUGAAUUCUCUGGGGACUUCGAUGAUCGAAAGAAUAAACAAGGUUUUAUCGCUUCUACAAGUGAUGAAAUAUUAGCAUAUAGGACUGAAUUAUACGAUAAAGUCCUCAGACUUCCAUCAGAGUUUGCUGAUCAAUUCAAUACACAAUCUCCAACUAUCACAUCCAAUGAUGAUAAGCCAAUAAAAGCAACUCAUUUGGAGUAUGAGUUAAUUGGGGAUGUUUUCAAAAAGUAUCUUCAUGAAAGUAUCUCUCUAUGGGAGAAUGUAUACUCGAGCGAAAUUGAGCCUAUGUCGUGGACGCAAUUUAUACUGAAUGGGGUUCAUUGGUUAUCGACUGCUAGUUCAGUUAAAGGAUCAUUCCACGAAGAAAUCAAUCAGUCAGAAGUCACAACAGGCGAUAUCGAUAAUGAGCUCGAGACGAUAUUAAAUGUAGUUGGUUAUUUCCAUGACAAAACAGCAAAUAUUUUCAAUAAACUGAAAGCAAUAGUAACUGUUGCUGAAGAUGACGAAUGCGAAGAAGUAAUAUGCAUUCCCUUUACGUCAUUACUUGAAAUGGAUCUUGAUUGCUUUAGUUUGCAAGAUCAUGAUUUUGUUAUAGCGCUUGCCCAAAAAUGGUUUCAAAAGACUAUCUGUAUAAGUAAUGAUUAUUUGAAAGCCUUCUGUUAA